AUGAAUGCUUUCUUCGAUGGGUUUGUGCAUGCUGGUACGACGUUGAAAGAAUUUGUCGAUCAAUUUGACAAUGCGCUCAGGAAGAAGGUGAAGGUCGAGACGACAACUGAUUUCAACUCCACAAACCAAACCAUCCCAUAUUCAUCCGCAUUCUGCAUUGAGAAGCAAUUUCAAGCUGUGUAUACAAACGCAAAAUUCAAGGAGGUCCAACGAGAGGUGUGGGGAAUGAUUUUAUGUAACUGCAUACUUAUAAGUAAGGAGGGUUGCAUUUCUACUUAUGAUGUGUUGGAUGAAAUUACCGCUGAUGAUGACCAUGUCAAGAGCAUGAAGUACACAGUUUACUUUAACGAGGAGGAAGUUGAUGUUAAAUGUACAUGUGCAUUAUUUGAGAUGAGGGGAAUUCUCUGUAGGCAUGUAUUGAACGUAUGCCAGAUGAAUAAGAUUUAUGCAUUGCCGGAUAAGUACAUCUUGGAUCGCUGGAGGAAGGACUUAAAGAGGAGAUAUACGGUGGUAAAAAGUAGCUAUGACGAUUUGCAGCAGAAUGCGGACUCACGGAGGUAUGAGUUCGUGGUUAAACGAUGUCUAAAAUUAGCAACUCGUGUAUGCACAAGUGAUGACCGUGUUCAUGCAUUCAUGUCCCACUUGGAUGAGUUUGAGAUUAAAUUUAAAGGAUUAACACUUGAGUCCGGUUAA
This is a messenger RNA of Carya illinoinensis, 693 nucleotides long. Its product is annotated as protein FAR-RED ELONGATED HYPOCOTYL 3-like. The coding region runs from base 1 to 693 and encodes 230 amino acids. Gene Ontology annotation, biological process: regulation of DNA-templated transcription. Lineage: Eukaryota; Viridiplantae; Streptophyta; Magnoliopsida; Fagales; Juglandaceae. The transcript has a single exon. Gene Ontology annotation, molecular function: zinc ion binding. The record is from RefSeq and is a predicted model, not a curated record.